Pan troglodytes (chimpanzee) is the source of this 939-nucleotide messenger RNA. RefSeq names its product olfactory receptor family 51 subfamily I member 2 (gene OR51I2). Gene Ontology annotation, biological process: G protein-coupled receptor signaling pathway. Bases 1 to 939 code for a protein of 312 amino acids. The transcript has a single exon. Gene Ontology annotation, molecular function: olfactory receptor activity; G protein-coupled receptor activity. Gene Ontology annotation, cellular component: plasma membrane. The record is from RefSeq and is a predicted model, not a curated record. Lineage: Eukaryota; Metazoa; Chordata; Mammalia; Primates; Hominidae.
AUGGGGUUGUUCAAUGUCACUCACCCUGCAUUCUUCCUCCUGACUGGUAUCCCUGGUCUGGAGAGCUCUCACUCCUGGCUGUCAGGGCCCCUCUGCGUGAUGUAUGCUGUGGCCCUUGGGGGAAAUACAGUGAUCCUGCAGGCUGUGCGAGUGGAGCCCAGCCUCCAUGAGCCCAUGUACUACUUCCUGUCCAUGUUGUCCUUCAGUGAUGUGGCCAUAUCCAUGGCCACACUGCCCACUGUACUCCGAACCUUCUGCCUCAAUGCCCGCAACAUCACUUUUGAUGCCUGUCUAAUUCAGAUGUUUCUUAUUCACUUCUUCUCCAUGAUGGAAUCAGGUAUUCUGCUGGCCAUGAGUUUUGACCGCUAUGUGGCCAUUUGUGACCCCUUGCGCUAUGCAACUGUGCUCACCACUGAAGUCAUUGCUGCAAUGGGUUUAGGUGCAGCUGCUCGAAGCUUCAUCACCCUUCUCCCUCUUCCCUUUCUUAUUAAGAGGCUGCCUAUCUGCAGAUCCAAUGUUCUUUCUCACUCCUACUGCCUGCACCCAGACAUGAUGAGGCUUGCCUGUGCUGAUAUCAGUAUCAACAGCAUCUAUGGACUCUUUGUUCUUGUAUCCACCUUUGGCAUGGACCUGUUUUUUAUCUUCCUCUCCUAUGUGCUCAUUCUGCGUUCUGUCAUGGCCACUGCUUCCCGUGAGGAACGCCUCAAAGCUCUCAACACAUGUGUGUCACAUAUCCUGGCUGUACUUGCAUUUUAUGUGCCAAUGAUUGGGGUCUCCACAGUGCACCGCUUUGGGAAGCAUGUCCCAUGCUACAUACAUGUCCUCAUGUCAAAUGUGUACCUAUUUGUGCCUCCUGUGCUCAACCCUCUCAUUUAUAGCGCCAAGACAAAGGAAAUCCGCCGAGCCAUUUUCCGCGUGUUUCACCACAUCAAAAUAUGA